GUGGAGAUGUGGCUGGCCUUGGCAAAGCUGUCCGCGUACAAGGAUGCCCAGAAGGUGUUGAAUGAGGCACGAAAGCACAUCCCGACGAGCCCAGUCAUUUGGGUGACGGCCGCCAAGCUGGAAGAAACCCAGGGCAACGAGAAGAUGGUGGAGCUGAUUUUGACGCGAGCCAUUGACUCCCUGGCCGCCAAUGGCGUGACACCGGACCGCGACAUGUGGCUGAAGCAAGCGGAAGAGGCAGAGAAGACGGGCUUCAUCAAGACGUGCCAGGCCAUCAUCAAGGUGACCAUCAAGGUCGGUGUCGACGAAGAUGUCAAGGGCAUGAAGCAGAACUGGAUCCAGGAUGCAGAUGCUGCAAUCAACAGAAACUCCAUCGAGGUCGCCCGGGCCAUCUACAACAACGCGGUCAUGCACCUGAAGGGCAAGAAGGGCCUCUGGCUCCGCUUGGCCGAGCUGGAAACCAAGUACGGCAACGCGGAGUCACUGGACAACGUGCUGCAGCGAGCAGUGACUUACUGCCCACACGCCGAGAUCCUGCUGCAAAGCAGAAGUGGCUCCGAGGCGAUGUCGCAGCAGCUCGCCGGACCGGAUGUGGGCUUUGGUCAAACAUCACUGCUUGUCACGGAAACAGAGCCCAGCGACUCUUGUGUGCGUUGGUUAAAGCAGGAAGUAUUCCUUCCUUGA
Messenger RNA from Symbiodinium sp. CCMP2456, 684 nucleotides. The record is from the annotation of a GenBank genome assembly. NCBI's taxonomy places the organism in Eukaryota, Dinophyceae, Suessiales, Symbiodiniaceae.